AUGGGUUGUUGCAAAUCAACACAAUAUGGUUGUUGUAUUGCUAUUGAUCAUGAUGAAUCAAUAAUACUUAAUAAACCAACAGGUAAAGAAAUUCGUUAUGGUCCUGGUUGGUUUUGUUUUCCAAAUUGGUGGGAUGCACAAGUUAUGAAAUCUAUACCAUUACAAAAUAAUCAAUAUAUUAUUGUUAAACAUAUUAUUGAUACAGAUGAUAAAAAUGCAUUUCAUGCACGUAAUGAUAUACCAUUAACACAACGAACAACUACAAAUGAAAAAGAUGAAUUAUUAAAUGAUUCUGAAAUGCAUUUAAUUGAAAUAAUUCGUGGACCACAAAUAUAUAAACUUAAAAAUCCUUAUGAUCGUUUAAGUGAAAUAAAAUCAAUGAUUAAUUUAUCGGCAACACAAUAUAUUUCUGUAGCAGAUAAAUUAACAGGUGUAAAACGAGUUGAAUGUGGUCCACAAUUAUUUUGUCCUAAACCAUAUGAUGAACUUGGAGAAAUCAAAAAUUUGUAUAAUCUAUCAUCAACAGAAUAUCUUAUCGUUACAGAUCAAUCAACUGGUGAAAGAGCUACAAUUAAUGGUCCAACAUUGUUUUUACCAAAAGCAUACGAUCAAAUUUCACCAAUAUUUAAUUAUAUAGUUCUUAAUCAUACACAAUAUUGUCGUAUAAUUGAUAGUCGUACAGGUGUUAUGCGUAUUGAAAAAGGUCCAAAAACUUUUGCACUUGGUCCAUAUGAAUCUUUAAUGAAAGUUCAUGAUCAAACCAUAUUUGAUAUAAUUAAUAUUGAUACAGAAAAUGCUGUACUUGUUAAAAAUCUUGAUACAGGUCUUGAUGAAUUAAUAACAACACCACAAAAAUUUAUUCCAUCAUUUACACAAAGAUUUAUUGAAAUAAGAAAAUUAAUUAAAUUAGCACCAUAUGAAAAUAUGAUUUUAAUUGAUAAGGAUGGUCAUCAUAUAUUAAAAAAUGGUUCAAAAGAUAAAUCAUUUUUUAUUUAUCCUUAUCAACAAAUUUAUACUCAAUCUUGGUCAAAUGAUCUUAAAAAAGAUCAUCGUUCAACUAUUCAAGUUGAUCGAUUUGAUACAAGAAAUCAAUAUAUGGAUUAUGAAUUUCUUGUUCGUACGGCGGAUAAUGUUGAAAUUAUUCUUGAUGUUUCUAUUUUUUGGCAAAUUACAGAUUUAUAUAAACUUGUUCUUGUUACACAAGAUCCACCAGAAGAUAUUUGUAAUCAUACUCGUUCUGAAAUAUUAAGUCAAGUAUCAAAAUAUAAUAUGAAAGAAUUUAUGGGAUUACCAAACAGUAAAUUAAUUGAUUCUGUUAAUUCUGAAAAAGAUGAUACAUUUUAUGAAUCACGUGGUGUUAAUGUAAUUCGUGUUGAAGUCUUAGAAAAACGUUGUAAAGAUCCUGAAAUUCAAAAAAUUUUUAAACAAAUUAUUGAUGAAAAAACAAAUCGUAUUAAAAAUAUUGAAAAACAAGAAGCAGAAAAUGAAAUAAAAUUAUGUGAUUUAAAUGGAAAAAUUGAAGCAGAAAAAUUAAAUGGAACAUUAUUAAAAAUUAAAAAAGAAAAUGAACGACAAGAAAAUCAAGCUGAUGGUAUUGCUGAAGGUAGUCGUAUUCAAAAUUUUAUUGGAAAUCUUGGUGAUGAUAUACCAUUAGAAAGAAAAUUACAAAUUUAUUUUGACAUACAAAAUACAAGACGUUUAGAUUUAUUAGCACAAUCAAAAACAACAUUAUAUGUAACACCAAAAGAAGUUGAUACUAAAGUUAUUAAUGUUAAUACAAUCUAUCCAUCUAAUACUAAUCCUAUUCAAACUAAUAUUCAAUCAAAAUUAAGUAUUGACGUUUAA
Messenger RNA from Rotaria sp. Silwood1, 1845 nucleotides. Lineage: Eukaryota; Metazoa; Rotifera; Eurotatoria; Philodinida; Philodinidae. The record is from the annotation of a GenBank genome assembly.